This is a messenger RNA of Micropterus salmoides (largemouth bass), 1627 nucleotides long. Its product is annotated as discs large homolog 1-like protein. The record is from RefSeq and is a predicted model, not a curated record. The transcript has 3 exons. Lineage: Eukaryota; Metazoa; Chordata; Actinopteri; Centrarchiformes; Centrarchidae. Bases 438 to 896 code for a protein of 152 amino acids.
GCUCUCUCUGCCUCUCGCUAUGUCUCUCGCUCUCUCUCUCUCUCUCUCGUUCAGUUCUCCUCGUUUCCGAUGAGUCAUGUGACCGACCUCUCUCGCUCCCCCCUCCCCCCCAGAGACCAAUCACACCCCCACAGAGGAGAGCUUAGCACACACACAGAGACGCACGCUAAACACACAGCGGCGCUCGCUCGCUCGCUCUCAUCACCACCACUCUGUCAGUGUAGAGAGAGAGGAGGAGAACGAGGGAGAGAGGAGUCGAGGCGAACGCCUGGGAGGAGGUCAAGAGGGAGAGGAAUAUAUUCUACCAGGAGAAGAAGAGGGAGGAGGAGGAGGGGUCAGCGGAGAGGAGGUGGGGGGAGGUUCUCCCUGAAUGAAGGAAGAGCUCUGGGAGUCGUUUCCUCCCCGCCGCGAUGGAGCGACGCGAGGAAUGAGGGCGGAUGGUGAGAGCAGGGAGCAGCAGCAGCAGCAGUGGAGGAGGAGGUGGAGGGGCUGGAGGUGGAGGCGGAGGAGGAGGUGCGGGGGGAGCCGCGGCCGGAGCCGGGCGGCGAGGGAGGAGCCGGCAGCGCUCUCGGAGGAGGCGGCUGUCGGCCAACUGCCCCGGCGCCGACAAGAUGUCCCCCGGCUCGAAGAAGGUGGAGUGCUUCUCGCCCAUGCUGUGCCACUGCAAGGUGGCCUGCACCAACAGCACCAUCUCCCUCAUGUUCGGCUGCAAGAAGUACAGGCACCACGAUGAGGACUCGUCCCCCCAGGACCAGAGCUCCCCACAGCUGACGGAGGAGGCAGGGGCGGCGGAGCUGGUCCAGGUAGCAGAGAAAAACCUUUCCCAGAUCGAAAAUGUGCACGGAUACGUCACCCACGCUCACAUCUCACCCAUGAAGAUCUACAGGUGGAGGUGAGGCGGCGUGAGGCGCUGCAACGCACCAACCAAGGCAGAAGAACAAGAAGGCUGUUGGCUGGAUGGAAACACUGCAGGGUUUUAUGAGGAAGGAAACCUCACUGUGUUUUAUUCUAACACUGAAUGUAAACAAGACUUUUGUUUGUUUACAAGAAAACUAAACAAAAGAAAUUAAGUUAAAAGUUGUAAAACAAAAUGUCAAAACGAGUGAAAAUGAAUGAGUGGCCCUCUGAUGUAACGGUAUAGGAUAUAAUAUCAUAAGAUCCGUCAGUUUCAGCUGCUCUGUGGCGUCUGAUCUUUCACAGGGGCUUAAACAUUUUCACGCCGCUGUGGUCACGGUAACAGAGUCCAUGAGAUCGGAUUAACUUCAGAUAAACAGGAGUGAUGUGUUCAGGCCGCUCUGUGGAGCUCUCCUGCCACCGUGUGGCGUUUAAACACACCGACACCUGAAGGGGACGUCACAGCGUCUGAAAUCAGGUUAAUGAUCAAAACCAGGAGCGGACGCCACUGAUCUGGUGUCUUAAUGAGUAACGUCUGGUAAAUUACAGCACAGUGCUCCUGUUUUAAUUUACUUAAUGAAACAAUAAUAAUAAAACAGACAUCUCAGACUGUCACAUUAGAUUUAGACACAAUCAUUUGUUUUAAAUUUUAUUUAUUUUAAGUCAGACUAGUGGAAAGAAAAUGAUACUAAAUGAAAGAUAUUUGUCAAUAAAUGUUUGAAGUUUUUCCUAA